AAAAUUAACUGUGGCCAUAAAACCCUGAUGUAGAAACAAGGGGAGCUCGUCCUGCAGGUGCUGCCGCCCCAUGCCCAGCUGCCCCACCGAUCACCGUCCCCUCCUGUCCACCCUGGGAUGGCUGUGUCACCCCCUGCCUGUCCCCACCGCCUCCUGCCUCUCUCCCUGGGGCUCUUCCAGGGUGUCCUGCUCCUCUUCUUCGCCCUCUUCGUCACCUACGAUGAGCCCGCGGUGCAGGCAGAGGAUGCCAGUGUGGUGGCCAACCAGCUCUACAGCAUCUUCCCCCUCUUCCAGGACAUCCAGGUGAUGCUGGUGGUGGGGCUGGGGCUCCUGCUGACAUUCCUACCCCGUUACGGGCUCAGUGUCCUCACCCACAACUUCCUCCUGCUCAACUUCUCCACGCAAUGGGCGCUGGUGCUGCAGGGCUUGCUCCAUCGCUUCCACCACGGCCAGGUACACCUGGACCUCCACAACCUCCUCGCCGCCGAGUUCGCUGCCGUGACGGUGCUCAUCUCCGUGGGGGCUGUCCUGGGGAGGACCAGCCCCUGCCAGCUCCUCGUCGUGGCCACCUGUGAAGUCCCUGUCUACCUUGCCAGCGAGUGGGCCAUCGUCACCCGGCUGGGUGUCCUGGAUGUGGGGGGCACCAUCACAAUCCAUGUCUUCUCAUGCUAUUUUGGCCUUGGUGUGUCCAGGGCUCUGUUUGGGGCAGUACGGUGGCCGGUGCACCCCAAGGAGACCCCGACACCCCGAUCUGACCUCAUGUCCCUAGUGGGGACCCUCAUCCUCUGGGUUUUCUGGCCUAGCUUUGUGGCCGUCCUCUGCCAACCAGGAGAUGCCCAGAACCGCGCCAUCCUGAACACCCUCCUGGCCAUGAGCGCCAGCGCCCUGACAACAGUGGUGGCCUCCAGCCUGCUGGAGAGGGAUGGCAAGCUCAGCCCUGGCGACCUGCAGAAUGGCAGCCUAGCUGGAGGGGUGGCCAUUGGUGCAGUGGCCAAUAUGGCCGUGUCACCGGUGGCUGCCCUCACCCUGGGCAGCCUCUCAGCCAUGGUGUGUGUCCUUGGCUUCAGGUUCCUCACCCCAUUCCUCGCCAGAAAGCUCCUGCUCCAGGACCAGUGUGGCAUCCACAACCUCCAUGGCUUGCCUGGCAUCCUGGGUGCUGCAGCCAGCGCUGUGGCCAUCCUGGCAGCAUCUGAGGACACCUCUAGGUCCCAGGUGUCCCACACCAGGGGCAAUGCCAGCGAGGCAGCAUGGAGACAGUGGGGGGACAGUGGGGCGGGUGGGCAGGCGUUGUGCCAGGUGGCGGGGCUGGCAGUGGCCGUCGGUGGCUCACUGGUCACUGGGCUGCUCACCGGUGCUGCACUCCGGCUGCCCUGCCUGGCCCAGCCGCCCGAGCGGCUCUGCCUUGACGACUCGCUGUAUUUUAAGAUGAUGGAUCAAGCUGGGAGCCAGGGGCCAUGCAGCACAGCUGAGGAAGAAGUUCUGGCUCUGAAGGAGCAGGUGUAGGCACUGGCCAGGGCCGGAGGACUAGCUCAGGGGUUGGUCCCUUCUACCCCAUCAGCCGCAGGACAGACGCGCUGCCUGUGCCCACUCCCUGCCUACACUUGGCCCCAGCCACCGAGGAUGCUGGCAGUGCCAGG
This is a messenger RNA of Columba livia (rock pigeon), 1637 nucleotides long. RefSeq names its product ammonium transporter Rh type A-like. Bases 118 to 1503 code for a protein of 461 amino acids. NCBI's taxonomy places the organism in Eukaryota, Metazoa, Chordata, Aves, Columbiformes, Columbidae. The transcript has a single exon. Gene Ontology annotation, molecular function: ammonium channel activity. Gene Ontology annotation, cellular component: plasma membrane. Gene Ontology annotation, biological process: ammonium homeostasis; ammonium transmembrane transport. The record is from RefSeq and is a predicted model, not a curated record.